UGACCAGGGAUACUCAGGUAGGAAGAGCCUAGUUAAAGACAGUUAAAAAGGGUCUAUCCUCUAAAGAGAAGAAGAGGAAGAUAAAUAAUUGAAUCUCUGCAAAUACUCCUAAACUAGAAGGUCAGUGACUCCGUCUGCCCCCUCCACAAUGUGGCUCCAAGUGUCUCUCCUGUGUCUGUCCUGCUUAAUUCUGUCACGCCAGAGCCAGGCUGAAGACCGAGCCUCCCUCCACCGCUCCAAUGACCCUACUGGACGCUGCCACUACACCUUCACCGUGGCCAGUCCACAGGAGUCCAGCUGCCCUGGAAGCGGCGUGAAACCCGAAAUGGACGGAGUCUUGUCCCGGCUCACCCUGCUGGAGGCUUUGGUCAGCCGGCUCAUAGCAGGAGUGGAUGGAGGCACUGGCGGGACUGCGAUUGAGUCUAAUGGUGAAGAGGGUCUCCAGGAAGCUUAUGCCCAGGUUACUGGGGAAAGAAACCAGCUCCAACAGGACAAGGAGCGUCUGAGCAGGCAGAUCCAGGAGCUGCAGAGGAGGCUGGGCGAGCUGAGCCAGGAGGCAGAGAGCCUCAGGCAGCAGCCCUGCAAGCAAACACACACCUCAGGGGGGGCUCAGCGUGAGAGCAGACCUGCCAGUGACCCUGCGUAUGAUUUUGGGAAUGGGGCGUACCAGGAGAUGAAGGCUGAGGUGACAGAGGUUCCAGCAUCCCACCUCAUUCCUGAAGGAAAUCACAACUUCACGGGCUGUGGAGAGCUGCUGUCAGUGGGAGACCCUGUGUUGCACAGGAAGGCUGACAGCAUCACAGGUAAAUAUGGAGUGUGGCUGCAAGAUCCCGAGCCUCAGGGCCCUCUUUACACCAACAAGACUGUGUGGCGUAUCGACGCAGUGGGCAAAGACGUCCGUCAGCUCUUUGCAUACGAAGACAUGGAACAGUUCUCCCGAGGCUUCCCUAUGAAGGUCCUGGUUCUGCCGGAGCCUGUGGAAAGCACAGGGGCAACCAUGUACCGUGGCUCCAUGUACUACCAGCGCAAACGCAGCCGUACCCUGAUCCGCUACGACCUGGCCUCUGAGAGCCUGGCAUCACGUCUGGACCUGCCUCACGCUGGCUUCCAUGGCCAGCACCCUUACUCCUGGGGAGGCUACACCGACAUCGACCUGGCAGUGGAUGAACAAGGUUUGUGGGCUAUCUACAGCACAAGCAAGGCAAAAGGUGCCAUUGUGAUUUCACAACUGGACCCCGAGAGCCUGGAAGUGAAGAAGAGCUGGGAGACCAACAUCAGGAAGAACACAGUGGCCAAUGCUUUCAUGGUGUGUGGACGUCUGUACACAGUGGCCAGCUACACCGCACCCAACACCACCAUCAACUUUGUGUUUGACACAGCUACCGGCGUGGGGCGGGCAGUGGCCGUGCCCUUCAAGAACAAGUACCGUUACAACAGCAUGUUGGACUACAACCACGCCCAGAGGAAGCUGUAUGCUUGGGACAACUUCCACAUGGUCACCUAUGACAUCAGACAGGGCAGGGCCAGCCAUGGCAGCAGCUAAAGAGGACACAGACAGAGAGAGACUGCUGUUUACUGGACUGUGCUAAUGCAAGAGCAAGUGAAUGGGAUAAAACAUAUAGUCAUUUAAAGUGUAUUGAGGUUAUUUCAAUGCUAAUCUAUGUGUUUUUGCAUCAUUAAAAUCUAUUUUGUCUAUUACUAUUGUAAAUAAGAUGUAUUAUGACAACACAGGAAUAUUCAUGUAGCUGUGAUAGAACUCUGAUGAUCUCGGUUAUUAUUACAAAAAGUAAUAAUGGUAAAUAGUUUUGAUGU
Messenger RNA from Seriola dumerili (greater amberjack), 1812 nucleotides. RefSeq names its product myocilin-like. The coding region runs from base 149 to 1543 and encodes 464 amino acids. The record is from RefSeq and is a predicted model, not a curated record. Gene Ontology annotation, cellular component: Golgi apparatus. Lineage: Eukaryota; Metazoa; Chordata; Actinopteri; Carangiformes; Carangidae. Gene Ontology annotation, biological process: signal transduction; osteoblast differentiation. The transcript has 3 exons.